Molecule: messenger RNA, 4897 nt
Organism: Haplochromis burtoni (Burton's mouthbrooder)
Lineage: Eukaryota; Metazoa; Chordata; Actinopteri; Cichliformes; Cichlidae
Product: macrophage mannose receptor 1-like
Exons: 32
Coding region: 37-4602 (1521 amino acids)
Molecular function (GO): signaling receptor activity
Source: RefSeq, a predicted model, not a curated record
GUGCAACUAGCUUAUAUGAAAAUAUAAGACACAGGAAUGGGACUACUAACAAUGAGGAUAACUUCUACAGUCUUUGUGCUUCUCAUCCAAACAUUUCUUUGUUUGGCUUCAGAUGAUUCCCAAUUUCAACUAAUUAACAGGGCCACUGGCUUUUGUUUGGUAAAAUUAAAUAACCACUGCAAUGACAUUCGCUGGACAUCUGGGGAUCGACUUUUGGUUCAGAAUAAGAACAAGUGCCUGGGUGUUCAGGGAAAAACUGUGGGCAGUGAAGUAAACCUGUAUGAUUGUGAUGAAACCAGUGAGCUCCAAAAGUGGGAAUGCAAGAAUGAAACUGUGAUCGCUCUCAAAGGCCAAGAACUUUACAUUGACCUCACUGCCGAUAACACAGCCGUGCUCUCAAAUAAAGUUGCGCCCAGUAGCCACCUUACAAUUUCUGGGACUUCCAGCGGUGCUUGCACAAGAACAUAUACAGAACUUUACACCAUUGAAGGAAAUGCAGCUGGGAGGCCGUGCAUGUUUCCUUUCUUUUACAAAAGCAAUUGGUAUUCGGAGUGCACUGCAUUUGACUCUCCAGGGAACCGUAAAUGGUGUGCGGCUGAAACAAAAUAUGAUCAUGAACUCUGGGGUUACUGCCCAACUAACUCCAAAGAAACUUGGAACAAAGACCCUACAACAGGAGCAUCUUAUCAGCUCAAUACACAGUCAGCGCUGACCUGGGAUCAGGCUGAUGCCAGCUGCAAACAGCAGAGUGCCUCCCUGCUCAGUAUCAGCAAUCCUCAUGAGCAGGCUUAUAUUUCAGCACUAUUAGGGACAAAUUGGGGACAGGAGUACAAGCUCUGGGUUGGACUGAUCUUCCAGCAUUUAGAUUAUGUGUGGAAGUGGUCUAAUGGGAAUCCUUAUGCAUAUCUGAAUUGGGAGCUCAGUAUCAUUUACCAUCACUGCUCUGUAGGACAUCCAGUUUCUAAUCCAGGAUAUAAGUGUGGAAUUAUUGAUGGCGCUGUUCAGUUUUCUUGGCAAAGUUCAAAAUGCAACAAGAAACUGGGAUACAUCUGCUACAGUGAAGGACCUUUGGAUGCACCUACUGAAGCUCCCGAGAGUGGAUUUUGUACAGCACCCUGGAUCCCCUACAAUGGCCACUGCUUUUACCUUUAUCGUAAUGAAACAAAAAAAUGGUCCGAUGCUCAGAAAGCUUGCCGUAAAGAAGGAGGAGACCUAGUAACCAUUCGUAAUGUGGAGGACCAAAGCUUCAUCAUCUCUCAACUUGGAUAUGCAUCCACUGAUGAACUCUGGAUUGGACUAAACGAUAGGAACAGAGAGAGGCUGUUUGUCUGGAGUGAUCAUUCUCCUGUGAGUUACACUAGCUGGGACUCUCGGGAACCAACUGUCACCUCUGAACAAGAAGACUGUGUUCUGAUCAGAGGGGAGAAUGGAAACUGGGCUGACCGUGUGUGUGACGAGAAACAUGGCUUUAUCUGCAUGAAGACAAGUGACUCUGAACCCUCUGGAGAUGAAGUGGAGCUGAACGCAGGCUGCAAAACUGGUUGGAAAAGACAUGGAUCCUACUGCUACUUUGUAGGGAUUGAGACAAAGACGUUUCAUGAAGCCAACGAUGACUGCAAGAGCUCAAACUCUUACUUAGCUGAUGUUUCAACUGGGGUGGAUAAUACUUUCCUUGUAAGCUUGGUGGGGCUGAGGCCAGAGAAACACUUCUGGAUAGGUCUCUCAAACCUGAAAAACAGAGAAUAUUUUAUGUGGACCAACAAUGCCUACGCGAGAUAUACUCACUGGAACACUCAUAUGCCAGGUCACGUGCAGGGUUGUGUUGCUAUGGCAACUGGGCAUUCUGCUGGCCUUUGGGAUGUGUUGUCUUGUACCAAUAAGGAAAAAUACAUCUGUAAACACCUGGCAGAGGGGGCAGCUUUAACCCCAGCUCCACCAACCACUGCCACGCCUAACUGCACAGAUGGAUGGAUUAAGAUGCAAUCCAGAGGCAUCUGUUAUAAGAUCUUUACAGAGGCUUCAGAAAAGAGAAAGACCUGGUACGAGGCUAGAGAUUACUGCAGAGCCAUUGGAGGAGACCUAGUCAGCAUUCACAGCAGUGCUGAUUUACUACCAAGGCAAUUUUCAUGGCCUAAUCAAUACUGGAUUGGACUUAGUGCUCCUGACCCAGACACAGGUUAUGUAUGGAGCGAUGGAUCCCCGGUAAACUUUCAAGAGUGGAGUGAUGGAGAGCCAAACAAUGAAAAUAACGCUGAAUCAUGUGCUGAAAUGAAAUCCAAUUAUUGGCAGAAAACUUUUUUUUGGAGCGAUGUGCACUGUGAGAAGUACAAUAACUGGAUUUGUCAAGUCCACGCAGGAGUCACCCUAAAGCCGGCUCCAGACCCUGUCACCCCUGAAUAUAACACGACAUCUGAUGGGUGGCUAGAAUGGAAUGGGGCUCAGUAUUACAUUAACAAAAAGGCGAUGGCCAUGGAGGACGCCCGUAUGUUCUGCAGACAGAGGCAUGGUGACCUGGUAUCUAUCAACAGUGAAGCAGAAAGGAUAUUUUUAUGGAAACAGAUUUCAACAGGUUAUCAGAAUUCUUGGAUUGGCCUAUCUGUAGAUCUUGAUGGAACAUUUCAGUGGAUGGAUGGUUCUCAGUUGUUGUUUCAAAGUUGGCAGGAAAAUCAACCUGACUUCAAGAAUUUUGAUGAGAACUGUGCUUUCAUGACAUAUCACAAUGGAUUCUGGCAUGACUCCAGCUGUGGGCUUGAGUAUGCGUCCAUUUGUAAGCGCAGCAGCUCAACACCUGCAAACACCACCGCCGCAGUGCCUACAGUGCCCCCAAAAGGUGGAUGUCCACACCCCUGGAAAAAAUUUAACUCUAAGUGUUACAGCAUCAUUGACAAUCAGAAUUUAACAUGGCAUGAUGCAAGGGAAAAAUGCAAACAAAAGGGUGGAAACUUGGUGUCUAUUACUUCAAGAGACGUGGAAGUGUUUCUACUGUCUCAAAUGGCUGAUGCGCCUACUACAGACUUGUGGAUUGGUUUAUUUCAGUCACAGUGGAGAACUUACUGGACUGAUGGACAACCAAAGUCAUACAUCAAUUUGGGUAAUGAUGUAAGUGGGAAAAUAAUAAUCUGUUCUCAAUUCAUCACAGUGUCUCUGGAGGCCAAGCUGACUCGAUGCUAUACUUUGGUUAAAAAGUGUUCCAUUAAUUUUUUGAGCAGUGAACUUGCACCAUGUAGAUACAGUCUAUAUUACCUAUUGUGGAGGGUCAGACACAUUGAAAUAAUCCAUAACUGUAUAUUUUUGUAUUUACAAAUAAUUAAAAUCUUUGUGUUUACGUUGCAGCAUUGGUAUUGGUAUUAUAAACAAAAGAAAAACUGUUUUGUGAUCAAUACCAAGCCUUUAAUUGGUAUUGGGAAAUGGAGUCAAAAGUCAUGCAAUGACACCAAUGGAUUUAUCUGUCAUCAAAAUCUUGACACAUCUCAACCAGAUUCUCCUGAACCAACAAUUUCUACUAACUACAUCAAAAUACUCAAUGACUCCAUUAAGGUUGUUCCUCAACAAAUGAAUUGGGAUAAAGCUGCAGAGUACUGUAAAAAUGACGAUGCCCUCCUAGCUAGCCUGAGGAAUGAGUGGACGCAAGCUUAUGUUGAGCUCCUGGCGCUGAAUCUCAAGGCUCCUCUUUGGUUUGGAUUACACAAAGCGCAGAUCAAUGGUUCUUUCCGCUAUGUUGAUGGAUGGCAUUUAAUAUUCAGUCGAUGGGGUAAAAAUGAACCAAGCAAGGACAGAAGUUGUGUAUACAUGGAUGUGGAUGGAAAAUGGAAAACCACUCACUGUAACGAGACACUAAUGAGUGUUUGCAUGAAGUCGACAGAUGUGCUGCCAACAGAGUCAACUCUUUUUCCAGGAGUUUGUCCUCUAGACCCAGAGGCAACAAUAGAAAACAAGAACUAUAUCUGGGUACCAUUCAGGGGUUAUUGUUAUAUUUUUAUUACAGAGCAAAAGCGCUGGCAAGAAGCAUCUACCAGCUGUGUAGCACAUGGUGGAAUGCUUGCCAGCAUUGAAGAUUCCUCUGAGCAAAAAUUUCUAGAAAUUAACCUGAGAACUUUUCAAGAUGGCUACACAUCUUUCUGGAUUGGCCUGUUUAAAAAACAACACAAAGAGGAAUGGCUCUGGUUGGAUAAAACAGUCAUUAGUUACACUAACUGGGCUGAAGGUCAACCUGUUAAUGGCAGCAGAUUACCCCGCAGAGGAGAGAUUAGUACAUCAGAUGGGACAUGGACAGAUAUUGGCAUGUGGGUUCAAAGACCUUACAUCUGCAAGAUACAAAAAGUAUUGCUACCAAAGCCAUCACCAUCAUCGAAAACUGGAUUACCUCAUCAUCAGCGUGUCUAUAUAACCACUGCAGUUGUGUUAGUCAUUACUGGAAUUGCAGUGGUGGCAGUCAGUGCUGUCUUCUUCUUCAAGAAAUUUGGUCAUCAGUUACCCGCCCCUAACACUUUCGAUAACCCGCUCUUCUUCAGUAGUAGGGUGUCACAGCCUGAGCAAGCUGACACCAAUAUACUGGUAGAGAAUGCAGCAGAAGAGAACACUGGAGAUUUAAUCAGUAUGUAAUUUAAAUAUUUUGGGCUCAUUUGCAUGGCCCAUGUGAUUCCUAGUAUGUUAUGAAAAUUUGAGCUGAGGUGGCAGUAAAUGGCUAAAAGCAUAUUUGAAACAACACAGGAGAAUGUUUAACCAAAUAUGUAUGUUAUGACUGUGAAAAUUGAUUAAAUUUGCUUUUGUUACGAAAUCAAUUUUACCCCGGUUCUUUUUAUUCUUCGAGCAUCCAGAGACGGCACCGGACUCAGUAGUCAUUUCACAAAACCUUUAUUCAUCUUUACUCAUCUUUUACUCAUCUUUACUCAUCUUC